UGCCUGGCUCUUUCAAGAUGGAGGAGAAUACUGUGGGAGAGCCUAGUCAAGUGGUGUCUAAGUCCAAACUUCCCACCAAGGUAGACAGCACUGGACACUGGCUGGUGGAAGAUCAUGCUCGAAUAUGGGAAGUUUUAAAGACAGAGGAGAGCUCGAUUCAGGACUGGGGUGAAGAGGUAGAGGAAGGAGCUGUUUACCAUGUCACCCUCAAAAGAGUCCAGAUUCAACAGGCUGCCAAUAAAGGAGCAAGAUGGCUAGGGGUUGAAGGGGACCAGCUGCCUCCAGGACAUACAGUCAGCCAGUAUGAGACCUGUAAGAUCAGGACCAUAAAAGCUGGCACCUUGGAGAAGCUUGUGGAGAACCUGCUGACAGCUUUUGGGGACAAUGACUUUACCUAUAUCAGUAUCUUCCUGUCAACGUACAGAGGUUUUGCUUCCACUAAAGAAGUGCUGGAACUGCUGCUGGACAGGUAUGGAAACCUGACGAGCCCAAACUGUGAAGACGAUGGAAACCAAACUCCAUCAGAGUCCAAGACGGUGAUUAGGAAUGCAAUCGCCUCAAUUCUGAGGGCCUGGCUUGACCAGUGCGCGGAAGACUUCCGAGAGCCCCCUCAUUUCCCUUGCUUGCAGAAACUGCUGGAUUAUCUCAAACGGAUGAUGCCGGGCUCUGACCCAGAGAGAAGAGCACAAAAUCUCCUAGAGCAGUUUCAGAAGCAAGAAGUGGAAACUGACAAUGGGCUUUCCAGCACCAUUUCCUUCAGCACGGAGGAGGAAGAGGAACCAGAGGGUGGAGGGUCAGCAGAAUUCACGUUCUUCUCAGAAGAUCUUGUGGCGGAGCAGCUGACCUAUAUGGAUGCACAACUAUUCAAGAAAGUAGUGCCUCACCACUGCCUGGGCUGCAUCUGGUCUCAAAGGGAUAAGAAGGAAAACAAACAUUUGGCUCCUACGAUCCGGGCUACCAUCUCUCAGUUUAAUACCCUCACCAAAUGCGUUGUCAGCACCAUCCUGGGGGGCAAAGAACUCAAAACUCAGCAGCGAGCCAAAAUCAUCGAGAAGUGGAUUAACAUUGCUCAUGAAUGUAGAAUCCUGAAGAAUUUUUCCUCCUUGAGGGCCAUCGUUUCCGCGCUGCAGUCUAAUUCCAUCUAUCGGUUGAAAAAGACUUGGGCUGCUGUCCCAAAGGACCGUAUGCUGAUGUUUGAAGAACUUUCAGAUAUCUUCUCAGAUCAUAAUAACCAUUUGACCAGCCGGGAACUACUGAUGAAGGAAGGAACCUCAAAGUUUGCAAACCUGGACAGCAGUGUGAAAGAAAACCAGAAGCGGACUCAGAGGCGGCUUCAGCUCCAGAAAGACAUGGGCGUGAUGCAGGGAACUGUGCCCUACCUGGGCACCUUCCUGACUGACCUGACCAUGCUUGAUACUGCUCUUCAGGACUACAUCGAGGGUGGGCUGAUAAACUUUGAGAAAAGGAGAAGGGAAUUUGAAGUGAUUGCCCAGAUAAAGCUAUUACAAUCUGCCUGCAACAGCUAUUGUAUGACGCCAGACCAAAAGUUCAUCCAGUGGUUCCAGAGGCAGCAGCUCCUAACAGAGGAGGAGAGCUACACCCUCUCGUGUGAGAUUGAAGCAGCUGCCGACACCAGCGCCACUUCGCCCAAGCCUCGGAAGAGCAUGGUGAAGAGGCUCAGCCUACUGUUUCUGGGCUCAGACAUUAUCACCAGUAGCACUCCCACCAAAGAGCAGCCCAAGUCCACUGCCAGUGGGAGCUCUGGCGAAAGCAUGGACUCCGUCAGCGUGUCAUCCUGCGAGUCGAACCACUCGGAGGCUGAGGAGGGCUCUAUCACUCCCCUGGACACACCUGAUGAGCCCCCCAAAAAGCUCUCCGAAUCCUCCUCCUCAUGUUCCUCCAUCCAUUCCAUGGACACAACUUCCUCAGGGAUGUCGUCCUUAGUCAACCCCCUCUCCUCUCCUCCGUCCUGCAACAACAACCCUAAAAUCCACAAGCGCUCCGUCUCUGUGACGUCCAUUACCUCGACAGUGCUGCCUCCUGUUUACAACCAACAGAACGAAGACACCUGCAUAAUCCGCAUCAGUAUAGAAGACAGCAACGGCAACAUGUACAAAAGCAUCAUGCUGACGAGCCAGGAUAAAACCCCUGCCGUGAUCCAGAGAGCAAUGCUGAAGCACAAUCUGGACUCGGACCCGGCCGAAGAGUACGAGCUGGUGCAGGUCAUCUCGGAGGACAAAGAGCUAGUGAUCCCAGACUCUGCAAAUGUCUUUUAUGCUAUGAACAGCCAAGUGAACUUUGACUUCAUUUUACGCAAAAAGAGCACCAUGGAGGAACAAGUGAAACUGCGUAGCCGGACCAGCUUGACAUUGCCCAGGACAGCUAAACGGGGCUGCUGGAGCAACAGGCACAGCAAAAUCACCCUCUGAAGAGAGGGACCCAAUGGCCCUUGCUUGCCAAAGUCAGAGUGGGGCUAAGAACAGGGGGUCGUGAUUGCAGCUACCAUCCAGUGUUAGAGGAUCACUGGUGAAGUCAACAGAUAUUUAUUGAGUACCUACUGUGUGUAAGGCACUAUGAUAGGCAUUGUGGGGAAAUAGGAAAUGAGUUUGCCAUGAAGAGAUUCACUGAUUCUCUUUGAUCUAUUUGAGACUGGAACACAAAAUUAUCCACAUUUAUAAAUAUAUAUGUAUAUAUAUGUAUACAUACACAUAUUUGAUAUGUGUGUGUAUAUAUACGAGGGACUUUAUGGGAUAUUCUGGACUAUGGAAAAACAAAUUUGCACAAUGGCCUGGAAAGUUUAGGUCACUUACAGGGAAAAAAAGGAACUGAGAACCUAGUCUCAUACCUUCUAAGUAAACGGAAUCAAUCCUAGGAAUGCAGAGUGUCCUUUGUGCCAGUAUUACAAGAACUCCAAGCUUUAUAAAGGGAGAGGAAUACUUUAUCAAUCAAGUGUCACCAGAAAAAAAACAACUGCAGAGGCUGGACCUGCCACGGGCUGAAUGAAAGGCCACUUUGGAAAGGGUUUGGAUGAGCCAAUGGCCUUCUCCCUCUGCCUGUGCCUGUCACGUUCUGCUACCCCAGGGAGGGCAAGGAGGAGCUUCAGGGGCCCACUCAGACCCGCCGGCGUCACAUUUCUGUUUUCCCCCUUAAAGAAUAUACCACAAUCACUAUUGCACAAAUAGCCAUGUUCUUUGGUAACUUAUCAGCCACAAUAGAAAGCGCAAAAGAAUCGUGAUGCGUUUGGACUGUCAUUUGUCUUGGAAUGCCACUACUUCAUCGCCUUGUCCGAAUGCCUUCUGCAUGUAAAACAGUAUGUCUGGAGUCUU
This is a messenger RNA of Trichechus manatus latirostris (Florida manatee), 3326 nucleotides long. It is a transcript of the gene RGL1, whose product is annotated as ral guanine nucleotide dissociation stimulator like 1. Gene Ontology annotation, cellular component: plasma membrane. Gene Ontology annotation, molecular function: guanyl-nucleotide exchange factor activity. Gene Ontology annotation, biological process: positive regulation of GTPase activity; Ras protein signal transduction. Bases 18 to 2429 code for a protein of 803 amino acids. The transcript is spliced from 18 exons. The record is from RefSeq and is a predicted model, not a curated record. NCBI's taxonomy places the organism in Eukaryota, Metazoa, Chordata, Mammalia, Sirenia, Trichechidae.